GUCUGACAGAUGGGCGGUACAGUGCAACGUGACGUGUCCUCCAUUAUGGUGUGUCGUAACCUAUGCUGAAAUAUCUAAUUUGUUAUUCUUUAUUUUGUGAUCCUUGGUGUAAUAAAUACUAGGGAUACUGUGGCUUUGCACCUUUCUGGGUAAGGGAUAUCUCCUUUGAAUCGAGCCCUUUACACUUCUCAGUAACGUAAAUCUCUGUUUAUCAGCUACAACGAACUCUCCAGCCUCCUUUUUUCACAUUUCAGAUAAGAGCGUCCUCCAGUAAUUUCCGGACAUUAUUACAUCGCGUAUCAUAAAUUUGUUAUUCAUUAACGGGAAUAAUUCAGCUUGUUAAUUUACGGUUUUAGUACCGCAAAUAGUUUAACACUGUCGUUUCAUAGACUGAUGAGCGUAGGUAGAGCUUCAUUUACUAUUUAUAGCACUGCAGUGCAGCCCAAUAGGUGGGCCUCAUAACGAGCAGAGUUACUCUCCCUUCAAACGCAUAAGGUGAGACUUAGUGCAGAGGGUAGAAAUUCACCUUUAUUACCAGUAUAAAAGCUUAUUCUUGUUGCAUUUAAUUUGCUUGUGUUGUUUCAUGAAAUAUUCAGGAGUACCCAUUACUUAGUCCGUCCAUUCCCCCAGGACACAACUGGCCAAAAUGGGCAAAUGGUAGCUCAACAAACUUGUGCCAUUUACUCGUUACUCUUCCCCCACUGCGCAACGCCUUGAGCCGUCAAGUGCACCUUAGUCAAGGUGUGGAACACACCAAGAAGAGUAAAACGAUCCGAUUUGACGAGUGUUUGUACCUGUUUCAGCUUAAAUAUGGUAUCCACUGCCAAUGCAGUGUUCAAUUUCUUUAUGAAGAUACUUGUAUUACCAUUGUGGUUGCUCAACCAGGUGGGGAUAUGGAGCCCCCUUUACAGGUUACUUUUCCCGCAUAUACUUUACCGGCUUACUAAACAUUUUAAUAAGCUGAUGGCUAAGACCAAGCGGGACCUUUUCCUUAACAUUGAGAAUUUCGCCGUACAAAAGGGCAGACUAACCGUGCUGGAGAUAGGCUGUGGUACAGGUGCUAACUUCCAGUUCUACCCCCGGGGUACCAGGGUCAUCUGUGUAGAUCGUAACCCCCAUUUUAACAAAUUUCUGCAGGACAAUAAGAAGAUGUACCCACACCUCCAACUAGAAAAGGUAUUCGGCCCUGCGGAGGACAUGCACAGGGUAGCCGAUGGAUCUGUAGAUGUGGUGGUCGCUACGCUGGUACUUUGCUCCGUGCAGAACGUGUAGACAGUUUUAACUGAGGUGGCCCGAGUGCUGAAGCCUGGAGGAGCCUUUUAUUUUUUGGAACAUGUAGCUGCAGAUCCUGCAACCUGGACUUACUUCUUCCAGCAUAUUUUUGACCCUCUGUGGUGGUAUUUUGGAGAUGGCUGCAGCCUUACAGUGGAAACAUGGCAGUAUCUGGAGAAUAGUGGCUUUUCUGAUUUGAAAUUGAAGCAUUUGCAUGCCCCGUUGGCUCUGCCUCUUGUACGCCCCCAUAUUCUAGGGUAUGCAGUGAAGUAGAACUAGCAAGUCGAACAGACCAACAGACAUUGUUAUGGGGGAUAAACUCCCUCUGUGGAUUUUCAUUCCAAGUGUGUAUUUUGCUAAGGGAAAUAACUUAAUCAUUUUGAAUUGUAAUUCUUGUGCUAAAUUAAAACAGAAAAAAAGAUUACUAGAAAUCUGUAAACUUUUAAUGAACAUAGAAAACAUUUUGGUCUUCACUUUAUCUGCUGCCUUUGUAGAGGAAAUAGUCUUUGAGAAAAAAGCUUUUCCCUAAAGAGAAUAAUGUGAGGAAUUUCACAAGGAAGGUAAAAUAUUUAUAUAAAUUUUUACUCUUGUGUUAUUAAAACAAGUCAAGGUUGAAAUUUAUUAGAAUCCUCAGUUUUUCUUUCUGAGGUACUGCAAAAAGUUAAACUAAAGGUGGCUGUAUAGGUUCAGUGCCAAGCUGUAUCUGUUAUGUUCUAACAUCUAUAUUCUAUGCUUAACAGCUUAUUUCAAUCAUUUCAGUCACAGGACACUAUAAAUCCAUCAGCACGAAUUUCAUCUACUACAGUGUUAACCAGACCGACAAUAGGAUAGUAAUUACAGAACAGUUUCAUUUAUAAAUACCAGUAUUAACAUUUGUAUUAUAAUGUUAGUUGAUAGGACUGUGAUUCUUAAACCCAGCCUGUGAUAGUGCUUUAUCUUGUGAUAAAUGGACUCUUGACAUCUGUAUUCUUUAUUACUUGCAUGCAAGCAUUAAAGAUCACCCUUUUCCAGCAA
Protopterus annectens (West African lungfish) is the source of this 2286-nucleotide messenger RNA. Its product is annotated as methyltransferase-like protein 7A. The transcript has 2 exons. Lineage: Eukaryota; Metazoa; Chordata; Ceratodontiformes; Protopteridae. Gene Ontology annotation, molecular function: S-adenosylmethionine-dependent methyltransferase activity. The record is from RefSeq and is a predicted model, not a curated record.